GCAAGCCGAACCGGGCUGAGGGCGGCGCCGCGGGCGGGGGCGAUGGGGCCUGGCUGCCGGGCGGCGGCGGCGGCGGCGGUGGUGGGGCUCGCCUAGACGCGGGGGCGCGGGGAGGCGAGGGGCGAGCGGGCGCUGCGGCCCGCCCGGGAUGGGCCAAGCCCGGCCUGGCGGGGCCGAGCGGGAGCCGAGGAAGGCACGCGGGCCGGGCCUGCGAGCCAGGGGGCCGGGGGGCUGAGGUUGAAGUGGGCGCGGAGGAAGGGGCUGGGCGAGGCGGUGGGAGGAGCGGAGAGGGGGCGGAGGCUGAGCGGCGAGAAAGCGGCGCCUGGCCCGAGGCGGCGACGCGGGAGCAGGCUGAGGCGGCGGCCGGGACGAGCGCCCGGAGGUGGCGGCCGCGGCCCCAUGGGCGGGUGCGUGGGCGCCCAGCACGACUCCUCGGGCAGCCUCAACGAGAACUCGGACGGCACGGGAGUUGCUCUAGGUCGUAACCAGCCUUUGAAAAAGGAGAAACCAAAAUGGAAAAGCGACUAUCCCAUGACAGAUGGACAACUGCGCAGCAAGAGGGAUGAAUUCUGGGACACUGCACCAGCUUUUGAAGGCCGGAAAGAGAUCUGGGAUGCCUUGAAGGCUGCUGCACAUGCUUUUGAAAGCAAUGAUCAUGAACUGGCACAGGCAAUCAUUGAUGGUGCAAACAUAACACUACCACACGGUGCACUGACAGAGUGCUACGAUGAGCUGGGGAACCGGUACCAGCUGCCAGUCUAUUGCCUGGCACCACCAAUCAACAUGAUAGAGGAAAAGAGUGACAUAGAGACUCUGGACAUUCCUGAGCCACCUCCCAAUUCUGGACACGAAUCUCAGCUCCGUCUGCGGCUCUCCACAGGCAAAGACCUCAAGCUUGUGGUCCGCAGCACAGACACAGUGUUUCACAUGAAGAGGCGCUUACAUGCCACAGAAGGUGUGGAGCCAGGCAGCCAACGGUGGUUCUUCUCUGGCAGGCCUCUCACUGAUAAGAUGAAGCUGGAGGAGCUGAAGAUCCCCAAGGACUAUGUGGUGCAGGUUAUAGUGAGCCAGCCUGUGCAAAACCCAACACCAGUGGAGAACUGAGCUGGGCUUGCCUUCUUCCAAGAUCCCUUGGCUCCUUUUUAUUGUUACCAUUUCCUACUCUAAGGCGUGAAAUUUAUUUUCACUGCUCUGAAUUCCCUAUGAAUGGAUUUAGUUCUGAGGAAUUACCAGUGAAAAAUUCCAUCUGUGAUGGAGACCAACAAAAAUAAUAAAAACACACAGAGCCAGCCUCUGGUACUCUUAUAAUUACAA
Mastomys coucha (southern multimammate mouse) is the source of this 1314-nucleotide messenger RNA. RefSeq names its product ubiquitin domain containing 2 (gene Ubtd2). Gene Ontology annotation, molecular function: protein binding. The record is from RefSeq and is a predicted model, not a curated record. NCBI's taxonomy places the organism in Eukaryota, Metazoa, Chordata, Mammalia, Rodentia, Muridae. The transcript has 3 exons. Bases 400 to 1104 code for a protein of 234 amino acids.